Xyrichtys novacula (pearly razorfish) is the source of this 29728-nucleotide messenger RNA. Lineage: Eukaryota; Metazoa; Chordata; Actinopteri; Labriformes; Labridae. The record is from the annotation of a GenBank genome assembly.
UUUCCACAUGCGGACACCGAACGCCGCAGUCGACGCACGCGAGAACUGCAGCGGACAAACGCGAUUGGUGCCGAAGAGGAUACGAGUGAUUCCGCAACACAGACAGAGGCAGAGCGGGUGAAAGGAGCUGAGCUGCAACUCAGCCACAUGUCUAAAUUAACCAAUUGGACCAACUAAUGCCUGAAUUUGUUGCUUUAAAGGACGAGGACGCCAUUAAAGUAUCCAAAGAAGACCGGGAUAUUAGUAUGAUUAGCUCGUUCAAGAUUUUACUGGAAAGCUAGCGGAGCUCAACCGGCAAAUUCAAGCGGAGCCAAAGGAGCACAACAGUUAGCUAGUGGUAGCCUGUUAGCCAUCCGUUAGCUAGGAAGCCGCUAACCCCUCCACUCACACCAGGCACCUGCACGCCUGUGGUACAGCUAAUUAACCGGUAAUAGCCUUCACAGGUGUGUACACCGCCCUGAAAUUUACCACUGACGGAAAAAAGGAGGGGAGGGAGAACCGUGACAGGUUGAGGUCGGGACCAAAAGCAGGACGGAACCAGCGGCGUCCUCAAGUGGCCGUUCACCAUGGACAACGCACACACAAAGACGGUCGAAGAAGUUUACAGCUUUUUUAACGUGAACGAAAGUACGGGACUGAGUCUGGAGCAAGUGAAGAAACAGCGGGAGCGAUUCGGACCGAACGGUAAGGAGGUGGCUGACAUGAGUACGAUGUGAAACAUGUAGCUUCACUUUGCCGGUGUCAUGGCCCGUGGCCCCCGACUUAACGGGCGACAUGCCGGACAAAGUGUUGACGUCACGAUCUUUAUGUCGAAAUACUCGAAAGUCACUCCUGAAACUCAAAACAUCCUGUAGUUUACCAUGUUAAUCUGUCCAUUGUUAUUAUGCUCUCUCUAAAAAUAAGUUUUUGUAUUAACCGUUUGUUCGUCUCUCCUGUCUUCGGUCUCGCUGCCCGGAUCUGCAGAACUUCCAGCUGAAGAGGGUGAGUUGAGCAAUGUGUGAACACCGACCAGCCAUAACAUCAUGCAUAUCUGGGCAAUUUAAUGCAUUAUGUUAAGGUAGGACUGGACGAUUUAAUGAUCGGGAUAAGUUUCAUUCCGAUCACGGUGAUCAGCUGUGAGCUCAUUUAUCCGAUAAAACUUGGCGAUAAUGUGCAUCAUAGCUGAUCACCGUGAUCGGACUGAAAUUUAUCACGAUCAUUAAUCGCGAUCAUAUAAUCGCCCAGUCCUGCAUUAUGUUAAGGUAGGACUAGGCAAUUAUAUGAUCGUGAUAAAUUUCAGUCCGAUCAGCUGUGAGCUUAUUUACUGAUCAAACCUGGGGAAAAUGUGCAUCACAACAGCCAAUGAGAGUCGAGCUUUUUCUGCAUGUCUGUAAGUUGCUGGACAAGAAAACAGAGUAACUGUAGAGCUGAGGGCAGUAAAAUAGAUUUCAGCUAUGACUUUGAGUCAUCCUCCAAAGAUGUUAUUGUUGAGAAGUUAUUUAACGUCUUGUUUAAUAUUUAUCUAUUUAAUUUUUAGUUUUAAGUACAGAUGCUUUCAAACUGGCAGUUUAAAAAAAAUGUGAUAAUAAUCGUGAUCAGACAAUAUGACAAAGUAUAUUGUGGUCAUCUUUUUGGCCAAAUCGCCCAGUCCUAUGUUAAGGCCGGUCGGUGCAGAUGUCUCGGUCUCUUUGAUAAACUGACUGUAAAUAAUUUCAUGUAUUCUCUAUGUAUAACUCUUGUUUUUAGGAAAAUCUCUAUGGGAACUGGUAGUUGAACAGUUUGAAGAUUUGCUUGUGAGGAUCCUUUUACUUGCAGCCUGCAUAUCCUUUGUAAGUAUGACACAAAUUAAACUUUGAACUGUAGAUAUGAUUUAUUCAGUGUACAUUUUAGGUAAAAAUGAAUAAGAGAGAGCUGUGUUUUACACUGACCAGCCAUAUCUAACUCAAAACAACAGCUUUCCCAUAAAUACUGCUCCCACAAAACUUUUCAGUUAUUUCACAUCCUCACAAAUUAUUGAAGUUAUAGAGGGUUUAGCAUUUUAUUGUAAGGUAUUUCUUCUUUUUUUAACACUUUAUUUGUAAUUUUCAGUUAACAUAUAAAACAAUCAUAUUCUCUGUAUUACAAGUAACUACAAAAAACAGUCCCGACAAUAUACAGAGACAGCUCAAAAAGGAAAAAAACAAACAAAUAGACAAACAAAACAAAAAACAGCAAGUGCACUUAAUACUUCUUAUGGAAUUUGUUCAAGGGUAGAUGUAAUGAUUCAAAGUUCCAGUUCCAGACCAGGUAAAUUGUUCACAUAAGUUAUUAGAGGGUCCCAGGUUUUGUGGAAUCUGUUGAUGGAUCCGUUGAGGUUACAUCUGAUCUUUUCCAUCUUAAGGUUCUGCAUAAUGUCCCUAAUUCAGUGGUGAUGAGAUGAAGGAGUAGCAGCCUUCGAUUUGAAUAAAAUCAAGGCAAUGACCCUCUGUAAAUGAGCAGGAAGAUUAUUGUAAGGUAUUUCAAAUAUUUUGUGCCCCCAUGUUUGUUAAUGAAGCGGACAUAAGGUAAAGGAGGACUUUCAGUAUUACAUAGUCCAAUACACAGCCACCACCCACUAGAUCUUAAGUUGUAUAAAUAAGUAUAAUGAAUAUAAACAACAGUAAUCACCCAUCUGAUCGUGUCAACAGAACCUGAAAAUGUAGAAGCUUCCUGAAAGAAGGAUUUGUGGAGCGUCUUUGUUGAAUUGCAUUGCCCAGGUGUUCAUAAUGAUAUGGCUGUUCAGUGUUAAAACCAAACAAAUAGCAUAUGAGUUGACUGCCUCUUAAGUGCUUUGUUAUCAAGCUAAGAAGCAGUUAAUGGCUUGGAGCAUGUUGUCACACUAGAUGGAAGAGGUGUGUUUAACAAAUCUCUUCCGAUUAAGUAGAGAUGAGAUUGGGUAUUUUUAUUCCUAAAGAGUCAGAGGGUAAAUCAUGCUGUGAUGGUCAUCUUUUAUAUAGCCACACACAACGCUCUGCUUAUGCAACACUGGUGCUCAUCUUCAUUGCUAUGUUUCAUUGAGGCUCCAGUGCUGAGGGUUUAAUCCACUGUCUCGACACCGAGGAUCCCUGCACUAAGUGUAUGUCCUGACUGAUCCAGUGCAUACCAGAGUUUAGGGAGCAUGCUCAAAGUGGAGACAGCAGCCAAAGUCUGACUGAUGAUUCAAAACAAAUGACUUAUUUUUUCAUAUAAAUUCAGUCGCAGGGUAUUGGAGGGUGUUGUACUGAGGCAGAUCAUAAAUCAUUGCAGCCUCUUGUUGCCUUUUGUUUCUUUAGGAUUAUGUUGUUAAAAACAAAAUACUGACAUGUUGCUAAUUCUGUAAAGGAAAUUGUGAUGAAGUGAUAGCAUGGCACAUUGCUGUAAUAAGCAGCAUGUUUUCUAUGUUUGGUAAUUUGAAAGCAAAAGUUAAGGCAUCUGUAUGUGCUACAUGCUACUACUCUCUCAUUAUGACUACAGCUCUCACAGAUGACUUGUUGUUCAUGAAAGAACAACAUGACAGGUCUAAAGAUGCGCAGAAAUAACUUGUGCCACUUGUGUUCUUGUCAUCAGUGAGUGUCGAUCUGCGGUGUAGUUUGUUCGACUCGGUGUUAGAGCAACUCUGUGGUCCUUUUCUAUUUGGAUUGGCUGUCAGCCUUCUGUCUGUAAUACCAUCAGUCAUAGAGACACAAUGAUGACAGCCAGCUAUGGUAACAAAGCUUGUGAAUCACUGCUUGUGGGCCAUGGCUUGUACUCAAUUACAGAAGCACACGUAAAUACAUUUACUGAAACAGGAGAACAUUUGGAUUACAAUUAUACAGAAUAAUUCUUAAACUUAAAGUUCUGUGUUCAGUUGCAUAGCAGCUGAAAGAGGCAGCAUUGUCUAUAGACUCUCAGAAUUUAAUUUGAUUCGUGAUUGGCCAUGCUUAAAUAGGUCGGAGUAGAAGAAAAGAGGCCGUUGGCGUAUCGUUUGACACACUUCACUCCUGGCACAGAUUCUAAAAGAGGCAAGAGUGGUUACUACUCUCUUACUCUCUCUGAAAUGACUCUUACACACUUGGCCCAGUUUCUGCAACACUUGCAGAACCUUGCUUGAUAUUUAUUAUGAAUUAUUGAAUGGUUGCAAGAUAUUUAAGACAUGCCAAACUUUGAAUUUCAAAGGGCGGGGUGGACGUAAACAAGUCAUUAGGUGCAAGUCCCCCCAAAAGUGAUCAGAGUCAGGUUUGUUGAAAAUUUAGAUUUUGUGUAAAGGCGUCUUCAAGUGAAAAAAAAAAUGAUUUGGUGAAGGAGUUGUAGUGAAUUUUACAUUGGUGAAUACUCUGAUAAUUAUCCUCAUCUGUCAAAUUGGUAGCAAGCCUCAUUACUAGAUUAUAUUUAGAUAUGACAUGAUUCCGUCUGGCGGAGGUUUACAUAUCUGAAGUUUUCAAACAUAUGUUAUUUAUUGAGGGUGUGUACAAACUCCGUGCAUCCUGUGUUUGUCAUUAAUGCCCAUUUCCUUCUCUCUAUUCUGUGUUUAGGUGCUGGCCUGGUUUGAGGAGGGGGAAGAAACAGUUACAGCCUUUGUGGAGCCUUUCGUUAUCCUACUUAUUCUCAUAGCAAAUGCCAUUGUAGGAGUCUGGCAGGUAUGUGUGUCAUUUAUCAAUGUGCCUUAUAAUUGAGUCUUAAAAAUCUUGUCGUGUUAUGCUAAUGUUGUGUAUUUCUUGAAAUACUUCAACAGUUUCCUGCAAAGCUAAAAAGGUAGUCCUUAUUAUAACUCUGAAUUAAUUUCUUCACAGUGAAUUGCUAGUUGAACUUUGCUUUGUAGAAAGUAGCACAUGAGGUGAAGUCUUGGUGUGCUACAAAGGAGUGAUUGUGUAACUUGCCUAAUGAUGUGAUAUUUUAGCCAACUCUGUCUUAAAAGUUGAUUCACAAAUUAUUUAACUUUGAAUGCUCAAAAUGCAGAAGAUAAGGAUACUGCUCAAACACUUAAAACACUCAUCCAAAUAGCAUGAUAUUAAUGAAGCUAAUUUCAGCUCUAUAAAGAUUUUCUUUGCCACUUAACUGUUGGAAAUGUUAGAGGUAAAAGAAGUCGUCCUAAAGAUGGAAAAUUCUCUGCUGAGGUGUCUUAGCUGGUUAUGAAACAGACAAAAACAACAUUGAUCCCCUUUUAUUACCCAUUAAAGCAAACGUGACUAUCAGCAUAGAGAGUGCUGUACGCUGUGAAGUCAUUUUUCAUGUGUGAAACCCCUGCAGCAGGACUGCUGUCAGACAAAAGAAUUAACUGCACCCAGUUCAAAUAGCCUUAACUCUUACAAUUUUCACAGCAAACAUUUUCAACGGGUGGUACAUUUGACUAUCAAAAGACUGUGGAUGAAUAUUUUUGUUAAACUCACUACUUACCGAUGUACAGAACAAAAUCAGCAGAGAGUUAAGAUGCAAUAAUUAAUAUACAGGGGUCUCAAAGAUGAGCACAAACCAAAUAUUCAUAAGACUUAAAUGAGAAUAUUUGUGGUCACAAAAGCUUCAAAUACAUUUGCAAAGAUUUCAAAAACAUUAUGUCCAUGCUGUAUCCUCGCCAUUAAGCUUAAAGGUGCCGCAUAUAUCCUGCUGGACUCUGAAGGUGAAACAUCUGCCAAUGUCAUACACGUCGUCUUGUAUCAGUCACACAGGAAACCUGUCCUGCUCUGCUCACUCCUCACUUCAUGUAUACUCACCCUAAUGUAUUGGCCUCUCACCUUUCUCUGAGAAGGGCAACAUUUAGUUCUCAAAAUCAGUUAUCUGAAAGAUCACAAGUGAAAAUGCUUAUUUAUUUUCCUCUGUGUUUGCAUGUGCCUGCCAAGUCUUAGCUCUCCCUGAGGAGUUACUGUUUCACUUCCUUUAAGAGGCAGUAUUGAUUUGUCAACAUACACUUUAAUUACAGACACAAAGCAUUAGAGCAAAGGCAGUGAUAGUUGUGUAUGGGGGCACUCAUCCUAACAAAGACUGACAUAAUGAAUUGUGCUUGUUUUUUCCUCUCUGGUAUUAUUCCAAUCAAUUAUACAAUCUAAUCUAUAUAGAGUACAUUGAUAUUUCAUCGUGUAAGAUUAGGCAGCUCGAAAAGAUAUCAGGGUGGAUUUAAUUAAUAACUUGUGUAGUCCCUUAUCUGCAUUAUAUAUCACCCCACAUUAUACCUGGUCAAAGAAGACACAUGGGAGUUGUAAUUGAACUGCUCCUGCUGAGACCUGUGUUAUAUAGGAAUUGUUGCUGGUUCUUUCUGGGGUUUUUUUCAGGCCAAAAAAUAUAAUCGAUGACAAAGAGGCAGAAGAGGAUGAAUCUUAUUCUCCUCUGGAAGUAUCUUAUGUCUGUACCUCGAUAAAAUAUGGUAUAAGCACUGCCAUUAAAACUGUCCAUGCUGAGUGCAAUCAUUCAGGCUGGGUGAAGUCUGCAUUAACGGAAAAGUGCAAGAAAAGACUGAUGACAAAGAAACUUGUGUGGGCAAGACAGGGAGACUUGGAGUGUUGAAGGUGUUUUUGUCUUUCCCUCACGGUCUGACAUUUUUUUGGUAUAGAAAGAGGCCCAUCGUGAGGGAAACCCUGAGGAGUAUUCUUUAGUAUCUGAAAAGAAAAACACAUGACCAAGGCAAAAGUUCUCCUUCAUUUCUUUCAGCCUUUUAUAAAAUACAGCCGUGUUUACAUAACUCUGCUCUUUACUCUACCAUAGACCACUUGUCGGAUGUACUUAGUAUGUGUGCUGCUUUUGUCAUGAAGUCUGCUCCUGUCACCAUUCAAGAAGCCAUUUUUAUUCAUCUUUAUUUUCAUUCUAUACUUGUCCGGCGUAUUGCUUAAUAAUUAAUUCUACUUUUCAGGAGCGAAAUGCAGAAAAUGCGAUUGAAGCACUCAAAGAGUAUGAGCCAGAAAUGGGGAAGGUGUACCGCCAAGACAGGAAGAGUGUCCAGAGAAUCAAGGCCAGGGACAUUGUGCCUGGGGACAUUGUUGAAGUGGCAGGUAAGAUUCAAAGAAAAACUAUGCCUACCUUUUCUUGGAUGGCUUUGGAUGACCUUUCAUUUCUCUCUCUUUUUUUUUAACUCUUGCCACCUGCUUCAGCUCUUAAUUUCAGGGAGCAUAAAGUUGAAGGUAGAAAAAAUGAAGAACUUUUUAGCUGCUGGGACAAGCUGGUGGCCUUUAAGUCAGUCUUGUCGACUACAUUUUGACAAAAAAACAAGAAGAUUGAGUCCCCUUGCAGGCUGUCCAUUACUCUGCAUUUUCCAGUGGACUAGAAGUAAUAAAAGACAUCAUUCAACAAUGUUUGUUGUAACAUAAGUAUUGAAAAGCCUGUCUUAACAUUGGUUUGAAAAGAAUAUAAUGCAGCAAAGGUAACGGUUUGCUGUCACAGAGAAAUAUAACACCAUCACUAAAGCUCCUAUAAAAUAAAAGUUUAACACGCUGCAGGUUAUAAAAUGCCAACAAGAUCAGUCCUUUAGGCAGAAUGUUUUGACAACUUUCAACACAGUAUAACUUCCCUCCUCUAUUUCUUUUAAUAUUCCAGUUCACACCGGCUAAAACCAAAGAUAGGAAAGCAUGACUGACAUCAAUUAUAGUUAAAUUGUUAUUAGCUAAGUGUUACAGUUACAGUUUCCAUCUCCAGAACCAUGUGGUGGUUUGAAAGAUGGCUGAGUUUUGUGGGCUGAUCGAAAUGACAGUAGCCUGGCUUGUAGCUUUAAGUGACUCAGACAAGUGUGAAAGAUGGCCAGUAGUAGCUGUAGUCAUUUCGCUAUUUAUCAGGUUGUCAAACACAAGCUUGGGCGCUAGCAUUAAAUAUAUCUCACACUCCUUAUGACGGGAAAGGAAAAGUUCUGACAUUGAGUUAGAGAAAUUAAACUUAGGUGGUCAAAUACUCAUUUUUAUGUCCACAGUCUGUGGUCUUGUAAAACAGAAGAUAAUUAUUUUUUCAAUCUGUCUUCCUUCGUGAUUGUCAUGUUCAUUUAGUUUAGUUUUUAGUUUCUUUGAUGUGCUGAACAUUUACAUGGUAUUUGUAUUUUUUAUAACAAGAGAGAGAUGUGAUAAAUUGAAGGCAGAAAUCCAACACACAGAUGUGAUUGUUUUCUGGAGGAGAAGGGAGGAUAACACCGCUCAUAAUUCCUGUAAACAUCUUCAAAAGUUUUAUGACAUUCACUUCAGUGUUCGAAACUCGUAAACACACAGCUGAUCUCUCAUCCUGUUCUAGCCCCUUGACAUUUUCAAAAUAAUGGUCGUCUCAAGUAAGUAAAGUGGUUAUGUAAUAUAAGAGCAGAGGGCCAAUCUGUUCCUGAACCUUUUCUUUUCUUGGCUAACCUCAAUUUAGACAGAGCCACAUGUGUUUAUGCCUUUUGCGUCACUGCUCCUCUUACAGACUGUGUUUUCGCUCAGUGGCCUCUUACUGGCUUGUGUCUUUCCUCAGCUUUUGUUUUCCUUCUCCGUUCCUGCUGAAAAGAUUUAUCUAGCUUUUCUUACCAAUCUCAUCCAAAAGUUACAGUCAUGGAUUCAUUCAGUGAUGCCUUAAAGCAUCACUACUGGAUUUGACUCAGUGGCAUAGAUCUGUACUUCAGUUAAUCACUAUUUCAGUGAGACUUUAGAGCUUUGAAAUGACUCGAUGGCAAAGUUAUAGAGUUCGCAAAUGAGGAUUAGUUUGCUAAUCUUGAAUCUUGGAAAAUAUAUUGGGUAAGAGCGCAUCACAUAAGGACUUGAGGCAACAACUGGUUUAAAUCAUAACUGACACCUCUAUUAUAUCCUGGCAUGCCACACAGUGGAGGAAUCUUCCUCAGUGUAUUCUAUCAUAUGCAAGAUAUCUAUCUAUUUAUCUGUUGUGAAAGACACAAUAAAGCCACUCUAACAGUGAUGAUUUGUAUUUGUUGAUGACUGAUGGAUCUCGGCGUGAACUGUUGCAUUUUUGUGACUUUGGGAAAACACUGUGGAUGGUCUGUCCACCAAGCUGAUCCGCUGCACAUGAUGUGUCAGCAAUUGUGCUAAAGUGGUCGACGUAUAGAUCAUCCAGAUUCCCAUCUUCAAGUUUUCAUUGGAGAGAAGAUGAUUAAAACGGGCUGUCUUGAUUCUUCGUGUGCACACUACAGUCAAGAUUUACUGUCUUCUGGCAGCGAGCUGUUCCAGUAAAUAUACUCAUGAGUCUGAUAGAUUUGCUUCUGAUGUCAUUUAAGUAACAAGGAUAGGGUUCAGCAUUGGAUCUAUCACAAAGUUAAAUGAGCAGAGUCUGCAGAAGCCAACAGAGCUGUGUUUACUUAUUCAAAAAAAACGAUGUUUGCAUGUGUUUGUGCGAACAGCAACAGGGACACGUCUACUUGGCCAGCAAGCUGCUGCGAAAAGCUGUAUGCUGUACCGCUGCAACACCAGGCACAAAGUUUCUUGUCAGAUCUGAAAUGUUGUUUAUUUCCAGCACUUGAAGAUCUUGAGCUAUGAUAAUUUUGCCAUCACAAGCUCAGAUGCUCCUACAGAGAAAGAAGAUAAAUGGUUCAUGGAACUGUGUGCACCGACUGUUUAAAUAACUCUAGCGCUGUGUUGAUAAUGUGCUGUGAUCUGUCUUUCCUUUGAAACACGUAAGAAAAUGCGUACUCUCCCUCCCUUCAUUCCAUAUCAGCCGUCUCGUAGAGUAAGGUAUGACUCUCAUCUGAAAAAUGGACAUUUACAAUAUUUACUUCAUAGUCAAAAGAAAGCCUGACUUCUGCUGCAUUGGCUCCACGGUUGAUUUAGAAUAGUUCACCACAUUUUACCUUUACUUUUCUCUCCCUUUCCUUGGAGAAGGAUGCUAAAUCCUCUUGGCAUCAGUAACACAGUCCUGGGCUGAUGGCUUGAUGAGGAAAAAAUGACCAGGAGUCACUUAUAGGAAAACAUAUUUUGAAGGAAUGUUAACAUUAUUCCCUGAUACAUUUUAGAGGUUGGAUUCUGUGUGUUUGUGCAAACUUUUAAAUUGUUUUGAUUUUACGUUUAAGCUAUUGGUAACUCAUUGUCUUUUUACUUAUCAGGUGAACUUACAGAAGCUUUCAUUCAAAUGUAAGUGAGCACAGAGAACCCUUGUGGACAAAUGAAACCGUAUGAUCAUCAUAUGAUCAAGGUUUCUAUUACUACCAAAGUAGUACAGCUGGAGGGCUUCUUUAGUUGAAGUAACCCACAUACAAGUUAAAAAUAUAUGUACGCUUCUGAGAUUGGCAGCAUCGAUAAUAACCCCAUUUGGAAGCAGCGCUCCUGUUAAUUAGUGGAGGAUACGACAUUUUUAAAUCUGUACCAUUUAGGUUACUUUUAGCUGCUACAUUUACUCCUUGAGUCAACAUCAAAUAUCCUUAACUGUGAACUUAGGAAGAUAGUUUUCCUAUCCUCCUACUGUAUGAAAAUAAAAGUUAUUUUUAUUGAAUCUUUCAGGGGAACAGAACACCAGAUAUAGGUACUUUGCAUACCUUUCCAUUAGGGGUGGGCAGUAUGAUGUAAAAUGUUAUCAUUUCUUUUCUCUCCUGUCUCCCUGUUUGAUUUCAAAGACAUCGAUUAAACUGUUUGAGUUGUGUUUUGUUACUGCUGCUGAAAACAUGUAUCCCCUGUCAUGGCCAUUUCAUACUAAGGGUAUCUCAACAACGUAACAGGAGGAGACUUUGAGUGUCACGUGUAGAAGUGUUUUAAUGAAAUGCAAACUCACCGAGCCUCAGUGGAGCUACAGUUAGCAGCGAUUGCAACAUGUUAGAGUUGCUAGUCUGUUUAGAGGUGACAGCCACAGCCCUGCUUCUCUUAUUCUUCUUGGACUUAAGACAUGAGUCAUCAGGUGAAACAUACCAUCAAGCAGGUAGACCUGUCGUGAAAGAAAUGCAAAUCCUUGCAGUGCUGUUAGUUGCUGACAUCAAAUUUGCAAAGCAAAGAGCACAAGCUUGCAUGAUCACAACAUGGACACUCCACUUUGACAGGGAAAGCUAGUGCCCUUUGGUCAGUGAUCAUGAACAAGCAGGAGACAAGGAAUAUCUUCACAAAUGACUCUAUUACACUACUUCUGUACCCUCACCAUGGCUGCAUUGCUGUUGUGGAGGUAAAUCUCUGUUGUGUGUGCACUAAAGUCAAAAUGUGUGGGUACAAAAUAACAAAACGCACAUUUGAUCUGGUGAUGACAGUAUUGCAUAAUCCGUGUUGUGACAGGACAUAACACUGGUGGUAACAGUACUGAAACCAGUCACCACCCACCCUUACUUUCUCUGCAGGGCAAUGAUAAAUAGUUUUACAAUGAUGUAAUACUGUUAAGUUCUGAUUGUUACUGUACAGUUCACAUGCUAUUCAUACACCAUUUAGAUUUUUGAAUAUUGCCAAAAUGAAUUUGACACCAAAAAGGAGUCUACUGGUUUUAUUUACUGCCAGCACUCCACUGUCGACACUAACAGGCCUUUGUUUCUUCGGUAUCAUUCGUCCUACCUUUUAUUGCCAUUCUGUGUUGGACCAGAGGUUCUCAGUCUGUUUCCAAAGCAAUGACCUUGAUCCUUGUCGCAGCCAAAUCUGGAAUGAAAGGAAUAAAAUGUUCUUUCAUUCCUCUUUACUCCUCUGCUCUGAUUCAAUCUUUCUGUCGGUUUUUGCGCAACUUGGAUGUUACCUGUAUGUGAGAGUCAGUGAUCAUAUCUGAUUUCUUGGCUCUGCCCAGGCUGUGGUGUUAUCUUAAUCCGAGUGUGAGUGACGUUAAUGUUGUCCUGUCCCAGGUGAGAGGAGAUGACAAGACAGGAUGUCAGGCUUAGAAACGUUACAGAGUCUAGUUCAUAAAUAAUUUGGGCUCCAGGCGGCCAAAUGGCCAAAUGUCCUCUUUUUUGUAUGUUAGCAUAAGAAAGCCUGUGUAUUAUCAUCAUCACCUUUGGCUGUUUGACUUGACCUGUCCUUUUGACUACCUGUUCCAUUAGUCCGCCCACUUUGGCUUUUUCUGCAGCUCCUCCUCUUAGAUAUUAGGCUCUAAGGCAGGAUUUGUGUUCCCAAUAUGUCUUGUCUACAGUGUGUAAAGCAUGGAGGUGUAAUGGUGGAGCAAAGUCAUUCUGCUUCUGGUCUGCUGAUGGAGGUAGUAAAAAAAGUGAAAUGGAGGUAAAAUGUUGGUUUAAGUGUAUUUUAGUAGAAUAGGAUCACAUAUCACCUUAAAGGCUGGCAGGGUGGACAUGCACAUACACACACAAAAAUGAUGUGGCUGCUGGCACAGUUGUGUGUCUCUUUAUGUCAAGAUUUGAUCUCGUCGUUUUCCCAUUCAUGAGGGAAGUGAAGAGUCCCCUGGAGGCACGUAGGAACUUGUGUAGGGUCACAUGAGGCUGCAGGCCUACGUGCUAGCAAAUCAGGGAGUCCCAGUCGUUGACAGAAAAAAUAUACAAUCCUCCAAGGCCUUUAAAGUUUCAUAGACCCCCCAAGAAAUAGUUUGUGUUAAAGGGAUUUGUGAGAAUCACCCCAAGAGGCAAAGUUUAGUUUUCAGUCUCAGGGGGAAAGGAUGUCAAUCAUUGUACUUUUGGGGUAGAAAAAAUAGGAAUUCAGAUCAGAGAAAAGGUAUGCAAAUAACUUAUUCAGUAUGUCUUCACAAGCUUAUAUGGUUUUACAUUUAUGCAGAUUAAAUAGCAAUCCCUAGAGUGUCCCUUGCUCCAGGGAAUAGACGGCAGAUAAAAGACUUUUCAUAUGAGAGAAACAAAGUUCCUUGUCCUGCAGGCCGUCCUUUCUCAGGAAAAAUGAGAGCGAAAAAAAAAGUGUGUGAUGUAAGAUGAAGGGAGAGAGCCGAGCGGUUUAGCUCGGGUUGAAACAGCUGAAAAUUGUGCGUCACUGCAGGUUAUUUCUGAAUGUGACAGCAAAAAAGAAAAAGGAAAAAAAACUGUAUUCAUUUGCCAAAAAAAGAGCAUUAAUAAUAGACAAACUGUUGGAGUGAUUUCCACGGUCACAUUACUAUUGACCAGAUGAUUGAUUUCCUCUCUCUAAAGUGGUGUGUUCAAUAUUCCAAGGAGACAAUCUACCUAAGUUUGGAUGUCAAGAUACAUCAUCGUACAUGUAUUUGUUUAGUUUUUUUCUUAAUACAUAAAGGUUUAAUUUAAGGGCCUGUAAAAUAACAAACAGGUCUUUACGUAUUUCUUUUCAACUGUCUCUCUGUCUGUAAAACAGGAUGGUUCUUCAUGCAACUUGGAGCUGUAACCUGAUUCCCUGUAUACACUAGCAAGUGGUAAAUAAGGGGGUGUUUUACACAUACUUAAAGAGAGGAGGUCAUCUAACUGGUUACUUUUUAAGACCCCCCCCCCCAACUAUCCUGGGUUUGCCUCUGUGGUCUACAUCCUCAUCCCCUUCACUGUCUCUUGUCAGUGAAGAGGGAUGUAGUCUGAAGGCAAGCCAGGUGAUGAUGAAGAGGUUCUGACAGCAUCUGGUCAGAAACAGGACCAAAUUUGGAAGUGCAGCUGGUCCGGUACGGAAGCAUUAUCACUCACCAUGAACUCAGGGUUAUCACAUGUUAGUGUAUUUACAGUAGUCUGAUAACUGUUCUUUGGAUCGUUUGUGAAACGAUGCAGUGAUGUGUUCGUUUUGCUGGUCCUGUAAUUCCUAGAAAUCCCUCCUCUUAGUGUCCGUGUUCGAGGCUUAGUUAUAUCAGAUUUUGGGGAAUGAAUGAAAAGUCAGUAAGCAAAGAAACAUCCCACUGUUUCUAUUUAAACUGAAAUGACGGAGAACAGGUUUCCUCACUUAAAACAGAAGUUCCUAUCAGUCCCCCCUCCCCUCCAAACCAGUUCCCUUCCCCCAGUUUUGCAACUGAUCAAAAUAGUUUUCCCAUUUUUGGACGUGUGUUUUGCAGGACUCAUCUGAUCCCUCUUCUCAUUCUCUCCUCUCUAACAACCCCCCUCUCUCUUCCUCUCCACUCAGAAGGGCACCGCAGAGGCCCAAGAGUUGGUUUACAUGUCUGUCACCACUGUCCGCAGAGAGAUCUGUUGAGAGCCUCUGGGUCAUUGCUCUGUAAUGCUUUUGCUUUCAUCCUUUCAAGCUGGAUGAUAUCUUACUGUAAGCUGAAACCAGUGAUUCACCGUCUUAACAUUACAUUGUACUCUACAAUAUCAUUAAAACUCUCUAUAAAGUCAUAUAACUUUAUAAAGCACUUUUCAAAAUAGAGCUACAGAGUGUAGGAUAGAAACAGAGACGAUGAAUGAAUGAUUACAGCUACAAAGAUGACAAAACAAACAGCAGCAAGACAUCAAAACAUAAGCCACCCAUCUUAUUUGUUUUAACUGGGUCCAGACAGAGAUGUAAUUGUUUCAUAACUUUUUGUUGAUACUUUAUCUCAUUCUGUUAGUUUAUAAAACCUUCAAUACAAACAAGGAGAAAUCUCAAACAUGUGAAUGAAAAGGAGCAGAGAGAUAACUUCAGACAUGUAACGAAAAAGAGACAAAGGGAUCAAGAUCAUCCUGAUCAAUCGUUACUUAUUUGCGAUCACCUAUCAUUGCUUGAAUUUGAGUGCCCCUUGCUUUUUACUUUCCAACCCCUUCCAUUUUGCUUAUUGUUACUCCACAUAAAUAUAGUUUUUAACAGGGCUGUGUAAUAACAGUCCUUCAAGAGCCUCCUCCUUCUUUAUGGUUAAUGAACUGCCCUCAAUCCAAACAAAAGUGUAAAAUUUGCCUGUCUCAUUCAUGAAAUCGACUAGUCAGCACAUUAAUGUAAGGACAUUAAAAGAUAAAGUAGUCUUGGUAAUCAAGACAUUUUCAGAAUAGUUAUUCACACACCUAGACUAGAGAGGGUGGCUAAUUACUGGGAAAUUUUCAUAUUUUGUUUAUCAGUAUUCAUGAGGACAAUGUUUUAAUUAAAGUCAUUAAAUCUCCUUGGGACCAGUCAUCAGGAAGUCUCUGUUGGGUUGGGGCAAUUGAUUAAAAUUAAAUAUCAAAAUAAGUGUUUUUUGUUUAUUAAGUUUGUAACCUGAAUAUGUGUCAAAUAUAUCAAGAAGGGCAAAGAGGAUAGGAAGGCAGGUCUCUGGGUUGUUAAUAUGAAUUAAAUCUGUAUAUGAUGCUACUUUGUGUUCUUGAUCAUUGAAUAUAAUACCCUGUUGAUUGUCGCAUGAAAGGGGCGCCUCUGAAACGCUCAUAUUUUUAAUUGUAUACAGUUGGUGUGACGGUCGUUUACCUUGGUUCUUGCUGUAGGGGAUGUGUAUAAGGUUUUAAGAAUGUUAAUUGAUUUUGCUACAAAGCCAAAUCAUUUAAAAACCAAGAACAAGCACUCCCAACUGACACAGAUGCUUUCUCCGCAUCUAAAUGAGCUCAUACAGCUUUAGUUUUUGACUCUUUAAUGCUCUUUGUAUUACAUGGAAAGAAUGUCUAAAACUAUCUUGUGCUCGACGGUCUUGUUUAAACCUACUUUCUGUGUCAGUUAGUCCAGCAACAAAGGUAUCGAACCUCUUCAAAACCUGAUGAAUCUAACCUUUGUGACAAAUGCUCCUUAUCUUCUUUUGGUAUAAUGGGGAUGACAGCUUUGCUCCAGGAUGGUGGGAUCUACAGUUGGUCAAAUGCUUACUUAAAGGAGUUUGAGAGUGUCAGAGUCAAUCCUCCUCUAUAACCAUUCAGCCUGUAGAUCAUCGUUCCCUGGUGUUUAGCCUAAACUUCAAAUGAAAGGAUAGAAGGAAGUCAGAUUCAGGAUACUUCAUUUGUCCUGAUGGUAAAUUCACUAAGAUAGUUUGGUAUUCUUAUAUGCAAAGUUAAUAAAUGUCCGUAGUUUUAAUGGUAACUAUCUGCUGUCAGCAGAGGAAACACUUGCUUGGACUCAGUGUGUAUUUACAUUUUACAUUUGUUUUACUUGGGAUCACUAAAGCCGCGUGUUAGUGGAAAGAAUGAGCAGGGAUCUAUUUGUAUCCUGUGAGGGGAAUGAGUGCAGCAUUGAUAACUUUACUAUGUAUGACUUUCUCUCAGCCUCUCCCAGCAGAUAACUUGAAUUUGAUUAUUUGUCUACCCUCAUGGAGCAUGAGUUGAGAUAAUACGACAGUUUAUUGCAUUUCCGAGCAUUAGCAUCUGCGUGUGUGGUAACUCUGAGUGUUUAUUGCCUUUAUCUUUUAGUGUUUUCUCAUCGCAUGAAAACGCUCUGAUUUCAGACAUGUCCUUUUUCAUGACAGACACCAAAAUUGAUCUUCAGCGUUUAUCUCCUUUUCAUUGCACAAGAGUCAAACUCAAACUCUGAUCCGUGAACAGGUGUCUGUGAAGAGGUACUGAAGUGUCUCCUGUGUUUUGUUGUUUCUGUCAACAGUUGGUGAUAAAGUGCCUGCAGACAUCAGACUGACUUCUAUCAAGUCAACCACACUGAGGGUGGACCAGUCCAUCCUUACAGGUAAAAACACUUCAAACACGGUGUAAGCUUUCAUUGUACUAGCUUGUAUUUUACUAUUACACUUGUAUGAUUCAAUGUACAUUUCUCACAUUCUGGAUAUGACAUAAAUACAUUUCCUUGUGAGACGGAGAGCCCUCUUUUGGUCAACCCUGACACAGAAUGAGAACGAACCAUUUCUUCUUUUGCAUGUGCGUCCUUUUAAUACAAAUGGCUUGAUUACACUGUUGCCAUGGCUAUUCUGUCAAUAUCAACGUAAACAGAAGACAUGAAAGAUGGAGGGGAGGAAAGGAAAACUAGAAUGGACAAAUCUGUAAAUGGAAGAUAAAAGUGGAUGUGUGUGGAAAAUAUAUUUAGGGGGGGUAAAUAGUGGAAUGUAAAAUGAAUGAGAAAAGGGGCCUGUCUGAAUUAAGUCCUUAAGACUCUUGUCUGCCUCUGCUGCCUUAAUUGGUAGCAAAUUCCCUGGGAUAUUUUGGUGUUUCAGCUUUUUUUCCUGCUCUCUUUCCUCCCCAUUCAUGGCUAUACAGCCUGCCUAAUGUUCCCUGUGGUAGACGUUGCACAGUUGAUUACAUGCAUGGGAGAAUAUAGAGCUGGUGUACAUCAAAUACAUAGCUUUAAAGGCAGUGCCUGCUAAGUAAGCCAUGAAGCCAUACCUACACAUACAUGUUAGCUCAGGUGUUAACAAAGUAUGUCAAGUAAAUCUUAUAUAUUUUUGUUUGAUCUGUGUGCAGGAGAGUCGGUGUCUGUGAUCAAACACACUGACCCUGUGCCCGACCCUCGGGCAGUCAACCAGGACAAGAAAAACAUGCUCUUCUCCGUGAGUAAAACCCAACACCAUCAUCAAGUCUUUUCUGUGUUCUGCUUGUGCCAUAUAAAUAAAGUUGAAUUGAAUUGAAAUUGUCCUCUUGGAGGUAACAUCCUACUCCUACGCCUCCUAUCAAUGUUCUAAUCAAACCAAUAAUUUUUUAUAUAGUUGAAGUGGAAAGUAACGGACGCCUAUCUUUGCUUUCAGGGCUGUUCAAAAUUUUAAGUCUUGUGUCACUAUGAGCUCAUUACCAGUGUCCCUCAGUGGCACUUUUGUAGACAGCAGCAUGGUCUUUAGUAGUUUUAGACAACAGAAAAUCAACAUGAAAAAUUUUUGGAAAAAAAACAAACACAAAAGGAAAAACUGUCCUGCUUCCCUGAAGUUACCUGUGACAAUUAUUCUCCUUUUUCAUUGACCUUCUUCUCGCUGUUUACGUGAUCUGACAUGUUUUUUGAAAAAAGGACAUUUAGCUGAUAUUCCUGCUGACAUGCAGCAUCAAAUACUUCAUUUUCUGAAUGUAUUUUGUAGCUGUUGAAAGUGUCCUUGAGAAUGGGUCAUAUUGGUUAUUUUACAUUUAUUUACUUUAGAUUAAAAUCUCUUACGAUCCAGUGGUUUGGAGGAUCGUGACACCUGUAUUUGCUCUUCCUGUCCUGUGUUGACUCUUGCUGCAUGUUAAUACUUGUUGUGUGUCGAACAUCCUCUCUUGUCUUUGUGAUAGAUGUCUCACAGUAGUUGCUGAACUAGUUUUACCCCUUUGUGCCAAGAAAUGAAAUGAGCAAUAUAUAUUUAAUCUCUGCUGGUGACUUUCAUCCACAGGGCACAAACAUCGCAGCCGGCAAGGCUGUAGGGGUGGUGGUGGCCACAGCUGGAAACACAGAGAUUGGCAAAAUCCGAGAUGAGAUGGCAUCAACAGAGCAGGAGCGGACACCACUGCAGCAGAAGUUGGAUGAGUUUGGACAGCAACUUUCUAAGGUAAUAAGCUAAAUCCUCUUAUUUACAGACACUCUUAACAAUCUUCUGUUAGAAAAAAAAAAACAACCUUAAUUAUCUCAUUGAUUGCAGCUGAUGUGGUUUUUCGAUUAGGUUGUGACCCCUUCUUAUGUAAUUGCAGGUGAUUUCACUGAUCUGCAUCGCUGUGUGGAUCAUUAAUAUUGGACAUUUUAACGAUCCCGUCCAUGGAGGCUCCUGGAUCAGAGGUGCUGUCUACUACUUCAAGAUUGCUGUGGCUCUAGCAGUUGCUGCAAUCCCUGAGGGUAAGCUGGAAGAACUACACAUACGUAAAGCAGAGGUUUCAUUACCAUGGGCUUAAAUUAGACUGCUCACAGAGUUGAUUGAAAUAUUCUCCUUUAUGGGCUGUUUUUAAUUCCUUAUGCAGUAGAUUCAAAUGGUUGUAUUGUCAUUACCUGAUGAAAUAAAAUACUAUUGAAUGACAGUCUCUCUGUAACUGCUCAUCUCCUCUUCAUCGUCUCAUCUCCUUCUCAUCUUAAUCUCUUUCUAUUCUCUUGUGUUUCCGUCUUCCUCCAGGUCUCCCUGCUGUCAUCACUACUUGCCUGGCCUUAGGAACGCGGCGCAUGGCCAAGAAAAACGCUAUUGUCCGCAGUCUGCCCUCUGUGGAGACCCUCGGCUGUACGUCUGUCAUCUGCUCUGACAAGACGGGCACGCUGACCACCAAUCAGAUGUCUGUGUGCAGGGUAAGAGACGAGUGAACCAAAGAGAGAGAGGAAGUCAGAAACCUCUACUACUGGCAACAGAUGCAAAGAUGAUUGUUUUUUGAUCACCAUGUAUUUCAUAGAUAAGUUUGUUAAAAAAUCAUAACAGUAUUCUAGAUUCAGAGAAGGGCUGCCUCUGAGCUUUAUCUGUUAGUCUGUUUGAUAAUCAGUCAGAUGUCUUCUCUGAUAAUGAGAUCAUUUAAAUAUUUAAGAAAUGAAGUCAGAGCAUACAUUUGCUUGACAAAGAGACAGAGAAUAUAUAAUUUUUUUUCUAAUGCAUUUUGUUUUGACUUUGCUAGGUCUUGCCCUCUAAGUCUAAUGUACCCAAUCCAUCACUUCCCAUACCCAGCUGUCAUGUAAAGUGGGCUCAUUAACCUUUAACAGCUGGUUUACAGCGCUUAAACAAUGUUGACAUUGUUGCUCGGCUUCUCAGGGUUCAUAGAAACCAGCUUAACUAUAUGGGUAGCUGUUUUGUCCUUCAGUAUGUCAACAUGAGAGAGUGCCUAGAUAGAGUAUUGAUGGGUUGACAUGACAUAGGAGCAAAGCAAAUUGUGUGUGUGUGUGUGUGUGUGUGUGUGUGUGUGUGUGUGAGAUGACAUUUUUAGACAGAAAUCCUUGGUUAUACGUCUGUUUUAGACCAAGGAUCUUUGACUCAAGUAAAUGGUGUAUCGACUCCUCAGGUCACUUGACCCCAGUGCUCGUAUUAGUCCACUUAAAGGGACACUAGCUGAAAUUCCUUCCAGUACUGUAUGACCAAGGGCACUCAGUGAAAAGACGUAACCACUGAAUGUUAUGAUUCAAAGUUAAUUGUACAUUGGGCAAGAGUAAUAUUUCAUUACAACAGACUCAAGUGGCACAUCAUAAAUUUUAAACAGAGGACAUUGGGCUUUUAAAAUUGAAGCUAGCAAUCAUCCAGCUCCCCCUGAAAGUCACUCAUCUUUAACUGUAUUAUUUGGUUUGUCAUUAGAUAUGUUAUUAAAGUCCAGUGAAUCUGAACAGGACACUGUGCCCAUGAUGGAGGGACCACGGCUCUUGACAUCUUUCCUAGAGCAAAAUAGACAGCCCAGUAAGUGGUGACAGAGUCUGCAGUGGAGGCAGCCGGUCAUUUUCAAAGAGGAAGAAAAAUGUGAGAAAAGUCUAAAAAUAACUGUUGCCAUAUAUGGAAAGAGCAGGGGCUGAAUCCCUUCUGACAUCGAAGAACUAUCAAGCAUAAACUUCUCACAGAGCAAUAAAGCAGCCCUGACAGCCGCUUGCUGACACUGGAGAUUUGUUGACACUAAGCUCUGCUGACACUGAAUGGCUAAUACUAGAUAAUGAGGGAUUUAAUUUAGACAAAAUAAGAUUCAAAGUAUGUGCUGUCUUAAGAUUAAAUUCCUUGCCCUUACAAUCAUAAAUAACUUGAUUAUAUACAUAUACGUACUUCCUGUUUUUAAUAUUAUUCGUUCACAUAAGACCGUUCACACAUGACAUCAAGUUUGCCCUCUUCUGCUCCAUCCCUCCAUCUUUCACGGCGCUCUGCCUCUACCCUUUAUCCUGAUGCCCCCCUGCCUCCUCUCCCCACCCCCCCCUCCGGUUCAGGCAGCAUGCUGAUCAGUAUGCAGUAGUUAGUCACUUGCAGCAGUACCAGCAGUAGAGUUGCAUAACUGACCUUGUAUCGAAAGAUUCCCUCCCUCUUGUGUUUUUGUUCUUCUUCUCUCACAUUUCGAGCAUAAAUUUCAAAUCAAAUGUACACCCAGUAAUUUUGGCCUCAUUUUGAAAACCAUUCUGUUUUUUUUUUUUUUUGGCUGUUCGACAAACACAGACAGAGGAGCUUUGGCCUGAAGCAUCAGCAGCACCCAAACAUCUCAAAUGUACAGCAUUAAGAAACGGUCUUUUCAUUUGAAGUCCUUUUUCCCCCGCUGACUGACUGCACCUCUCGUUGUGGUCUUGAGAGUGCCUGUGGGAUGUGAAGCCAUUAACGCUGGCUCAUCAUUUCAUUCACAUAUUUCUAUUUUUGUCCCCUCCGUGUCUCUGUCCCUCCCUCUUUUGACUUUGGUCAAAGGCGAUGCUUUUCAAGGUGGUUUCUUGAUGAUUCAGAAACACAGGCCACUGCACUGCUCCCACUUACAAUUAAUUUAUUAAGUCCUCAAUCAGUUCCACAUCGCACAACUCUCCUUACCCAAAGGUUUAGCUACUCCAAGUCAAGUUAUUUCUGCCUUAUAUCGAUUUAUUUAGAUACUGUGUACUGAUGUAGCGUGACUACUCACAUGGGAAUUCUGUGUCUGUGUUGCUGCAAGAUGACAUUUAUUGGUCCUCCCUACCCGAGUUUUCAGCGUCUGCUUUGGCUCAGCAUUUUUAUUACUCUUACACUCUGUUUUCAGAUACACUGAUGAUGUAGUUGGGAGUCUCCUGCCACCUGCUGGAUACAUCUUGCAAAUACAGCCUGUGUUGUUGUCCAUAAUAUGUAGAAAAGGACAACUUUUAAAAUGUGCAAAAAUGAAUUUUUAAGUCUUUAGUCAUCAGGUCAUUAACAGUGUGCAUGUCAAUGUUUUUGUUUUCAGAUGUUCAUCGUUGAUCGGGCAGAGGGGGAGCACUGUUCAUUAAAGGAAUUCUCCGUCUCUGGCUCCACUUACGCUCCGGAUGGAGAAGUGUGAGUAUUUAGACUCCUGUGCUGGAGUAUCAUGGUAUAAAAGUAUGUCUAUGACAAAAGUCAGUGCUUUUCGUUGUUCUGAGUCCAGGUGAAACUAAACAGUUAGUCUACUUCUCUUUCAUCCAUACGCUCUGAGUCUUGCGCCCUCUUGUGGCUGACCUCUUGCUUCUUUCUUUGUGCCGCUCAGUUUCAGUGAUAGCAAACCGGUCAAGUGUUCCCAGUAUGAUGCCCUGGUGGAGCUGGCCUCUAUCUGUGCUCUCUGUAAUGACUCCUCGUUGGACUAUAAUGAGGUUGGUAGUGAAUGUAUUUGCAUGUAGACUGGCUCAUAAUUCUUUUGCCUGCCCCCUUUUCUCUGAUUGUUCGUCAUCUCUGUGCGUGUGUGUCCAGGCUAAAGGUGUCUAUGAGAAGGUGGGAGAGGCCACAGAGACUGCUCUCACAUGCCUGGUGGAGAAGAUGAAUGUGUUUGACACAGAUGUCAAAGGCCUGUCCAAGAUCGAGAGAGCCAACGCCUGUAACUCAGUAUGUAACACUGAAGUUAUUUUCCUGCAACACAACCAUGUCCACUGAGACCUUAUGUAGAAUACUAACACACUGGUUUGGUCUUCUUUGUAGGUGAUCAAACAGCUGAUGAAGAAAGAGUUUACACUGGAAUUUUCCAGGGACAGGAAGUCCAUGUCUGUGUAUUGCACUCCUAACAAAGCUCGCUCCUCAGUUGGCAAGAUGUUUGUGAAGGUAAAGGACAAAUGGACCCUUUAAACACUGCAGUGAUUAUGAGAACUUCUGGAGCACAAACAAAUAAUGAUAAUUUCUUUGUAUUGUGAGCAGAUUUUAGAUCAAAAUAAAAUGUUUUUUAACUUGAUAUAUUACAGAAAUGAUGCUCAAGUGAGUCAUGGUACACACAUUUCCCCAAAAUGUGAUAUAAUCCAAUGUUGUACUCAUCAAAAUGUCUCUUGGAUGCUUUUUUUUUUCUGUUCUUUUGGAUCCUCACCCUCCUGUCUGUGCCCGUCCACAGGGUGCCCCCGAGGGAGUGAUUGACAGGUGCACACACAUCCGUGUAGGCAGUGCCAAGGUGCCCUUGACGGCUGGCAUCAAAGAAAAACUCAUGUCUGUGAUCAGGGAAUAUGGAACUGGCAGGGACACUCUGCGCUGCCUAGCUCUAGCCACCAGAGACAGCGCCAUGAACAAGGACGACCUCGUGUUAGAGGACUCCACCCGCUUCGUUGAAUAUGAGGUGGGAUUGAUGUGGUCACUGAAUCCUUAUAUCACUCUGUCUCACCUUUGAUUUCGGCUAUAUGGUCAGAUAAUAAGUUCAAUCACCUGAAUGUUGCUUCUUUUUUCCAUCAUCACACAGACUGAUCUGACAUUUGUCGGCUGUGUCGGCAUGUUGGAUCCUCCCAGAGCUGAGGUGGCAGCCUCUAUCAGACUCUGCCGACUUGCAGGCAUCCGGGUGAUUAUGAUCACUGGAGACAACAAAGGUAUGGAGACAAAUUUACGUCUUCUUGGAGAGAACAUUUUGACUGGCUAAAAAAUGCUCUACCAACAUGCAAACUUACCUGAAUUAAACACAGAGAAAUAAACAUGUUCUCCUUUGUAUCUCAGGUACAGCAGUGGCCAUAUGCAGGCGCAUUGGGAUUUUUGGAGAGGAAGAUGAUGUCUCCAGCAUGGCGUUCACUGGCCGGGAGUUUGAUGAUCUGUCACCUGCUGCUCAGAGAGAAGCUGUUGUCAAAGCCCGCUGCUUUGCCCGAGUCGAGCCUUCACAUAAAUCCAAGAUUGUGGAGUAUCUGCAGUCCUACGAUGAGAUCACAGCUAUGGUAAGACAAAUCUGACUAAUUCUAACCACCAUCUGUUGUAUUUUUCUCUUUUGAAGGAUCCUCUACUAAGUGCAGUUUCCUCUAGAAUAAUAAAAAAAUAUAUAUUUAAAGGACUCAGAAGAGAAUUAGAUAACCUCAAGUUAAUGUCAUUGAAGCAAAAGAUAAACAAAAAUCUAAUUUCUCCCUCAGACUGGUGACGGAGUGAAUGAUGCCCCUGCGCUAAAGAAAGCUGAAAUCGGUAUCGCCAUGGGCUCAGGCACAGCUGUUGCCAAGACAGCGUCUGAAAUGGUGCUGGCUGAUGACAACUUUUCCACCAUCGUAGCUGCGGUCGAGGAAGGCCGGGCCAUCUAUAACAACAUGAAACAGUUCAUCAGAUACCUCAUCUCCUCAAACGUGGGCGAAGUCGUCUGGUAAGACUGUCCCCCACCCAAACACAAACCACUGCGGUACAACCAAAGUCCUCUAAAGCAAACCCACAGGAUUCACCUUUUUAUUUUCCUUGCCUGCAGCAUCUUCCUGACUGCUGCUCUUGGGUUCCCUGAAGCCCUUAUCCCUGUUCAGCUGCUCUGGGUCAACCUGGUGACCGAUGGCCUGCCUGCCACAGCUUUAGGCUUCAACCCACCUGACUUGGACAUCAUGAGCAAGCCGCCCCGUAAUGCCCGCGAGCCCCUCAUCUCGGGAUGGCUGUUUUUCAGAUACCUGGCCAUUGGUUGUAAGUGGCUGCUGCAUGUAACACGCCUGUGUUAUUUUGUUGUUUAUGGCAUAGGUACCCUUCAUAUAGUCCUCUGUUCCUGUUGUUGUUCAUACAAACAUGUUAGUGGAAGCUUUGAAUGGUCUAAAUCAGGCAGUCAUACUGCUGCACAGCUUCAUCAAUAGUGUGUCACAUAGUUUGUCAGCCAAGUGAAUUCCCACCAGAAAAAACAUUUUUGGGGAAAGAAAAAAUGACAGCUGAUAGUGGUUCUGGAUCAUGUAUAUGUUUUCAUCUUUGUGUGGGACAGUAGUGGUGAGUUCCACUACAGAAUCAUGUCCGUUUUUAAAGCAGUGCUGCCUGAAGAUUAUGACCAUCAUGAAUCAUUUUUCAGCCUUGUCGUUUUUGUGUGUAGAUUUCUCUGGAUUCUCUCUGUCUUUACAAAUAGUUAGUCUCCUUCUUCUUUGCCUUUUUCUAACAUUGUGAAGUGGUUUUCUCAUGCAGCGUCUCACAGAGUGAUGAACCUUUUCUCAUCUUCAGUUCUGAGAGACUCAGCCUCUCAGGAAUUCCCUUUUUAUACCCAGUCAUGCUACAAACCCUUUCCAAAUUAACCGAAGGAGUUGUGAGAUGUUUCCCUUUGUUGUUUGUUUUGGAUUUGGGGUUAUUGCUCAAACAGGUCGUAUCUUUUCUUGCGUGUUCAUCAGGUUAUGUUGGUGCUGCCACUGUUGGUGCUGCUGCCUGGUGGUUUGUUGCAGCUGAGGAUGGUCCAAGGAUCACCUUUUACCAGCUGGUAUGAACUCCAACAUGAUAACUGCUGUCUUCUCUAUCACCAGUAUAAACUAACCAUUAUAAACCACCGGCUUUAAUGGAUUAUUGUUCUACACAACUUGUUGCAGAGUCAUUUCCUGCAGUGUGGUCCUGAGAAUGAAGAUUUCACGGACCUAGACUGUAAGAUUUUUGAGUCUCCUUACCCAAUGACCAUGGCCUUAUCUGUGCUUGUCACCAUUGAGAUGUGCAAUGCCCUGAACAGGUAAGUUGAGGCAUCCUCUUAGCAAUCAUAACCAGUCAGUAUUCAGGUCCAACAUGUCAGUUAUCGUCAGUUUUAACAGAUCUUGCCGUUUAUGAUCAACUAUGCACUUCACAUUUUAUGCUGUUCUUGUAAACUUGAGGCCUUUUUCAUCUCUUAAAAGUCUGUAUUUCAACACCCUGUUGUCGUCUGUUUGUUUUGAUCUACAAAAUCCUGUGCUCUGCGUGGGUUGAUAAACACAUUUCAUAUGUUUAGGUAUUCUUUCUCAACUGAGUGAGUGAGUGUUUAACAAACAGUUCGAUUUGUCUCUUGUUGCUCAGCGUGUCAGAGAACCAGUCCCUGCUGAGGAUGCCUCCUUGGGAGAACGUUUGGCUGCUGGGAGCCAUCUGCCUCUCCAUGUCCCUUCACUUCCUCAUCCUCUAUGUGGAACCUCUGCCUGUGAGAAACAUUUGUUUGUUCUAGCACAUAAAAUAUGACACUUCUCCGUGUUGUCAUGCAGAGCUCUCGCAGUAUACUGCUGGCAGUAUGACAUUGUACGAAAAGAAAGCAUAUGGAAGAACAAAUUUGGUCAUGGUAGGAGAGGAUGUUGGUUUUUCACACUGGUUGCCAGCUGCCAUAAGAAAAGACCUGCUCACCAGCUAGCUUUGGCAGAAAACUAUCAUCAGUAAAUAUAAUUUAAUCCAGAAACAGUGGAUGCCUCUUUAGGAUGCUAAUACAUUUAUCAUUUCCAGAUUUUCUCUGUUCUUUUCAGCUGUUUUCAGUCAGUGUCAUCACUCACAAUGUUCCGGGAGUACUGUUUCAUUUAGUUGUAUAUUUUUUUCAAAAUAAAAGCAUGUUUGAGGAGAUACUAGAUAAAAAAUGUGUACUUAAAAUAUACCAAAAAUUGUAUAUUUGACAUUUUGGGAACCUCCAAGUGUUUGUGGGAACCAUAUCAUACAUAAUCUCACAGAGAAGAAAAUGUUGAAUGUUUGUUCAAGAGGGCUGGGGACAUGAAUAACACAACUUUAAACAGCACUAUAAAUGGAUGAUGACAUUGGGUCAGUUUGUGGUGUUUCUUGGUCAAUCUUUAAAGGCAGUGCUGCUCCUCCCUCUUCCUGCUUUUCCCCGAUUUGGCUGAAUGCUUCUGUAGUUUCUAGAUUCUCCAUAAAUAUCUGGAUAAAAAUGUUGCUGUGAUUUUUUUUUUUUUUUUGCUGUGUUGAUUAUGUAGUAAAAAUCUGCUAUCGCUCAUAUUUACUCAUAUUAUUUUUAACCAUCAAUGACUUGUGUUCUGUGUGCCUCUGUGUAGAUCAUCUUCCAGAUCACCCCUCUGAACCUGACCCAGUGGCUGAUGGUGCUAAAGAUCUCCCUGCCUGUCAUCCUCCUGGAUGAGUUCCUCAAGUUUGCAGCCAGGAACUACCUGGAGCCGGGUAAAGAGCUGGAGAAGCCCGCCAGCUCCAAAGGCUGCUGCCUGUCUGCAUGCAUGGAGGGCAUCUCCUGGCCCUUCGUGGCCGUCUCCCUCCCCCUGGUCCUCUGGAUCUACAGCUCCGACACUAACAUGGCCGACAUGUUCUGGUCCUGACUGACUUGAGCACAACCUUGACUCUUUCCAUCCCCCCACCCCCACCCCCACCUCCACCCAUCCACCCACCACCAUCACUUCCCUCCUCCCUCUCCCUCCUCCCUCUCUGCCUUUCUACAUGUGCAUAGCUAGUGUGUGUGGGCGUUUGUAGAGUUAGCGUGUAGUUACGGAUGCGUAUCGUGUGUGUAUGAGAAGGACCAACUUUAACACAUAAGACAUAACAAAUAAUAUAAGAAGUUAACAUUUAGAAGUCAGCUGGUUUGAAGCUGGGACAGGAUUUAAGAUUAAGGCUUUAAUGUGAGUGUUAGAAGACCGUCACUCCUGUAGCUGUGGACUUCAUCGCUGGUUUCAAAGAGUUAUUCUGACUUUUUUUAAUGUCCUUACUGCCUUUAAGGUUUCUAAUUUUAAUGAUUUUGAGGAUAUCACUUGUCUCAUAUCACUACAGUGACAUCAACUUGUUUUGUUUAACUCAUGACCAGAAAAUUUAGAUACCUUGACAUUAAUUUUGCUGUACAGUGAUUGAAUUCCAUGCAAUUUUUUAUGGAUUUGUACAUUUUUUUUUGGACCAGCGUGGCUUAAACAUUCCGCCUUGAUUUCUUUUCUGAUGUUUACCAUUGUGUCUUCAGUAUACACUCAGAACUCUUACAGAGAGGACAGACUCCGUGUGGUGGACAAGGACGGGGACAGGUUUGGGAGUGACCGUUCGAAUGCUCUCCUUAAACAAAAAGAAAAAAAAAUCCCUGCAAAACGAAACAUAAGCCGCAUGUCCUGUGACCAAGCAUGAAUUCUGUGUGGUUUCUCAUUCUAAUUUAAUGGUGUUUUCCCCCCCGUGUUAGAGUACAAAUUAACUUAAUGGAUGUUUUCUUUUUUUUUUACUCAAAUGUUUUGAAGAGAAGCCAGUUUUUCUGCACUGGGCAGAGCACAGCUACCUCAAUAUGAUAAAAAAAAAGAUAUUAUUUUUUGCUCAUCUCUAGAUGCUUUUCCAGAAUGGUCUUGCUGAAGUGUAACAUCUGAGGUGUGCCCCCUAUUUGCUUGUGCAGAAAACCAAGAACAAAAUUUGCCCCGCCCUCCUCCUCUACCAUUUUUAAGGAUAUACUUUGUUUGUAUUGAUUUUUGACAUUCUUAACUUUAUUUGUUUGCUUUGGAGACUGAACUAACUUGGAAUGACUUUUGUGGUUUACGUCUCUGGGGCGUUUGAUUCAAAGGAUAGUAAUAUUAAAAAUGAUAAGAAAAUACUAAUUCAGAACGUACUCCAAAUGAACUUGGACUGCAAAUCCCAAAAUGUUGUUUUUUUACUCCAAGGAAAAUACACUCAUAAACCCUUUGAAUCAAAGUGUUUUCUGUCUUUAUUUAUUAAAAUCAUCGAGGUUGACAUUUUCAUAUCCAGUGUUAUUUGUAUGUGUAUUUAAUACUUGAAUACAGAUCAUUUCACUCAUGAAUGCUCCAGUUUUUUUGGCACAACAUGACAGGCAGGAGAAAUUCACCACACAGAUCUUGAUCUUUGACUUUUCUAGGCUUGAAUAUUUUGAGGUCUUGGUUUGUGAUGUACAAACAUUGAAAAGAGAGCCCAUAUUGUCAAUGGCACUAAUUCCUGACCACCUAAGCAUUGUUUUUUUUAGCAGAAAACUUCCACGUUCAGUAGGAAAAAAUCAUCUUCAGCAUGUGUUUGGGGUGGAAGCCUGGUUUGUUGGCACUGUGUGUAUGUGUUCCACUUAACAACUGUGUGCUUUUCUUCCUCAAUGCCUCCACUGGCUCCCCUGUCACUAGAGUGAGUAUUCAUUUGCUUUUUUUCAUUCCACAUGCAAGUCACUACAGUGGUGAGCGAUCGAACAAGACAACAGAAGAGACAUAAUUCCUAAUAAGAGAUUUAAGUGACGAUUUUUUCAAAUCUGCUCCAUGACUGCAUGCAUUCAACCACAAACACAUAUACGACAGGUGUUAAGAAAAGCAGGAAAAACUAUAAACUUUUGUGCAUUAAAUAUUUGUGCACACAUGCAGUGAAAAAAUCUCCUGGUAACUUGUAUGAAAUAUAACUAUUUGAGGAGUUCUGGCUUGCAGGUUCAGCGAUGAAGAUUAUCUUAGGGAACCUAUUUUGAGCACAAGCCACUAGUGUGAAUGCCACUGUGUGCUGUUCCUUUCACCUCUCCCACACUUGCUUACAUUCACAAAGCCAGUAUCUACAAAUGAAGAUGGUUGAAAUACAGUUUUAACAUGAGUUAGUCUGAAAAUUCUCAUUGGUUUAUAACACUUUUUUUUUCUCUCUCCCUUUAGGUUGGCUCUCGUAAAAGCUUCUGCAUAACGACAGUGUGCUCAGAGGCUGGACCUAUCCACUAUCCAGCAUGUUUGCUCACUCUGAACUUCCCACACCUCAGACAACAUGACCAGCAUUGUGUGUGUAUAUCAUUGCACAGACAAAGAGAGGACGAGCUUUCACAGUAACGAGACCAAAUCGUAAAGGUGCGAACAUCUUUGCACCACAAUACAAACCACGAACCACACACAUAUUUCCUAACACACUCAUACCUCUGUGUGCAGAUGCUCUAUCAACAUAAUAUUCCAGUUUGUGUGCAGGGAAGUUCUUAACACCCUCGACGUCCCUCCUUGCAUGAAGAACUCGUUUCCGACCUCCAUGGUAGCUUUGUCACGUAGAGAAUCUUAGAAACACGAGGUUGAAUGGUCUUAGCUGUACAUCAGUGUACAAAAACAUUCAUGCAUGCGUUCCAGCUGUAUGUAGGCUUUGCAAUUUGUAUUUAUAGAUUCUAAUGUAUUAUACUCAAAUGACAUAUUAAGAUGGUUUUAAGAUGGAUUUAUCAAAGAUGCUAAGAAAUCACUGUUUUUAAGGUAACGGUUUGGGUAAUUUGCACAAUAAACGACAUAGAGAAAUGACUCGAGCUGAACUUGACUGUGCUCUACUUGAGAUAAUUUUUUUUUAAACUUUAAUUUUGGUCACUUAAGCAUUUACUUUAUGAAUAAUUAAUCCUUUGCAAUGAGGACAAUGGACUUACACUUUGAUUCAAUGGUAAUCCUGCAAUACAACAAUGUUCUCCUGUUUCUUAUCUUUGCAUUAUUAAUAUUAUUAUGUAUCUUCAACAACUGCUGUAAAACUGUGAUCCAAUGUAAGGGGGUGUGUGCUGUCUCCUCAGCAACACAUGGUCGAAGAACAAUAUUAACCAUAUGUAAAAAGUCGAUCAUUAUUGAUAAGUAAUAAUGAUUGUACAUGCAUUACUGAGGUUGUGGUUUCAGGUAAAUAAACAAUAUAGUAUUUGGAG